Messenger RNA from Zea mays, 594 nucleotides. NCBI's taxonomy places the organism in Eukaryota, Viridiplantae, Streptophyta, Magnoliopsida, Poales, Poaceae. The record is from RefSeq.
GACAGGCAUCUACGACAUAGCGGAGGAACUCGUAUGCAUCCUCCUGGCGCCCCCACCUGAAGUGCUCGGCAAAUAGGGGCAUGCAGCGGAUAACUUUUGCUGGGGAAUCGAGCGCCCCAGCAUCUGCCCGAAGCAGCCGAGCAAUCUGGAGCAGGAGCCGAGCUCGACGCAGGGAGUUCCAUGGCGAGCAGGGGAAGCAGAGAAGGGAGAAGGAAGGGGAGCAAGCAGCGGCGUGGCUGCUGGCGCUAGCAGGCAGAGGGCGCUCGGCGAGCUGCACGGGAGGAGCACGCAGGGAGCAGCUGGGCGCGAGCAGAAGGAGAUCCGGCGAGCGCAGGGCACGCCAUGGAGAGGAGCGAAGGAGAUUGGGGCCGUGUGCAGCAGAGAAGCUCCAGCAGCGGCCGCGACAGAGGGAGAUGAAGAGGUGAUGCGGCUGCUUCCAGGAGAUAAAGCUGGUGCUUGAAAAAAUCUGCGUACGGCAAAAGGGAAGGGCGGCUGAGCGGCGUUGGGAUAAGGGCAGGCUGAGAUCUUUUUUUAUUUUCUUUUUCUUUUUCUUUGUUUUUUUGUUUAUCAGAAUUCGAAGAUAUUUUGGAUCGA